Messenger RNA from Talaromyces atroroseus, 1710 nucleotides. RefSeq lists its product as hypothetical. The record is from RefSeq and is a predicted model, not a curated record. Gene Ontology annotation, cellular component: spliceosomal complex. NCBI's taxonomy places the organism in Eukaryota, Fungi, Ascomycota, Eurotiomycetes, Eurotiales, Trichocomaceae. The coding region runs from base 1 to 1710 and encodes 569 amino acids. The transcript has 9 exons.
AUGGCCCUAACGAGAAGAUUUCAGAAACCUGUCAUCGUGCAAGGAACCGGGAAGCGCAAACUCGAGCAACCAAAUCACGAUCCGAAUGCGUUCUAUAAAGCAGCAAAAAUAGGCGCCAAUGGUGACGUCAAAAACAAGGGAAAGGCUGCAGAGGUUGAAGACGAGGAAGACGAGAGCGAGUUCGCCGGUCCAGAACUUCCACCCGACUUCGAAGAAGAUAUACCCGAUGAUGAGGAAGGUCGGUUUUUUGGCGGAGGCAUGGCGAAGGAGACGGCCCAGGCUAUGGAUUAUCUCGAUCAACAGGAUCAGGAUGGAGAAACAGCUCGUAUAUCGAAAAAUGCAGAGUUACGGGCCAAGUUUGAAAACGAUCCGCAAAAGUUUAUGGCUUCUGAAGCUGACCUUGACGCCGACAUAAAAGCGUUAUCUGUGCUAUCGGAACAUCCUGAGCUAUACGAGGAAUUUUCAAAAUUGGGAUGUGUCGCCUCCUUGGUUUCUCUUCUCUCCCAUGAAAACACAGAUAUUGCUAUUGAUGCAAUUCAAACCCUAUCAGAGUUGACUGAUGAGGAUGUACAAGCCAAGCAAGACCAGUGGGAUAGUCUGGUCAAUGCAAUGCUCGAUGCCGAUGUUAUUGAACUGCUAGCUCAGAACCUCUCGCGACUGGACGAAUCACAAGACGCAGACCGGACAGGUGUUUACUAUGUUCUAAAUGUACUUGAGAAUCUGGCUUCUCAGUCAUCAGUUGCCGAAAAAAUCGGACAGGACGCCAACACCAUUCCUUGGCUAUUAUCUCGAAUACAACAAAAAGAAACCCCGGUGGGGCAGAACAAGCAGUACUCAGCGGAGAUCCUGGCAAUACUUUUACAGUCAUCUCCUAAGAAUCGGAUUACGUUCGCUUCUCUCGAUGGAGUGGAUGUCCUUCUGCAAUUAUUGAGUUCAUAUCGCAAACGGGACCCUGAGAAAGACUCGGAUGAGGAAGAAUAUGUGGAAAAUCUAUUUGAUUGCCUAACAUGCGUGGUAGAUGAGAAAGAAGGCAAAGAAAAGUUCUUAGAGGCUGAAGGAGUUGAGCUUGCACAGAUCAUGCUCCGAGAAGGAAAGCUUAGCAAACAGAGAGCACUACGUACGCUGGACCACGCUCUUUCAGGCCAAAAUGGUGCAGCUGCAUGCGAGCAACUCGUGGAGGCAGCAGGGCUAAGGACAGUGUUUGGCAUGUUCAUGAAAAAGCAAGAAAAUGAAGCCUAUGAACACCUCUUGGGCAUAUUCGCUUCUCUUCUACGACAUCUACCAGGCGGGUCGGCGCCCCGUAUACGCACCCUAGCUAAAUUCAUGGAAAAGGAUUAUGAGAAAAUCGAAAAGCUGAUUACUCUGAGAAGAGAUUAUUCAUCUAGGCUUAGACCAGUUGAACUAUCUAUUGAGCAAGAGCGCCAAGGGCUUGAUGAAUCUGACCAGGAGAUCAUGGCUGGAGAAUGGCUCUCACGCCGGCUCGAUGCUGGUCUCUUUGCAUUGCAGACCAUUGACAUCGUUCUUGCGUGGCUAAUUGCCGAGGAUGAUGGGGCAGAGACCAAAAUAUCAGCUUUGCUGAGCGAUAGGGACGAGGGAAUUUCACUAAUCCAAAAAAGUCUUCAAGAUCAAGUAAAUGACCUUGGAGACGAAGAUGAGGGAGAGAAAGACAUGAAAGAUAUGCUGAGCACGCUGUUGCGGUUUUUACAAUAG